Messenger RNA from Aaosphaeria arxii CBS 175.79, 2440 nucleotides. RefSeq lists its product as uncharacterized. The record is from RefSeq and is a predicted model, not a curated record. Gene Ontology annotation, cellular component: endoplasmic reticulum membrane. The transcript is spliced from 4 exons. Gene Ontology annotation, biological process: ergosterol metabolic process. Gene Ontology annotation, molecular function: ergosterol O-acyltransferase activity. The coding region runs from base 423 to 2075 and encodes 550 amino acids. NCBI's taxonomy places the organism in Eukaryota, Fungi, Ascomycota, Dothideomycetes, Pleosporales.
GGGUCCGCUUGUCUUGUGUCCUGUAUCGUCAUCGGUCAUGGGCGUCGGGUCGCGCGUUGCCGUUUCUUCCACCGACCCUGCUCUCCCAUGUCCAUGUCCAUGGUCCAUGUUCCGUUAUAGUUGCUUCACCAUAUACACCUAAUAGCUCAUCGUCGUACAUAAAUUCUCAUCGAAUAGCCGAUUUAGGACCUUCAUUGUCGUUUCCUUUCCUCGUUUGUCCUCCGAACAACGUCCGCUUACGUUGGCUUUCCUAUCAUUUCUGCAUACCCUGGGGCAUUCACUGCCUCUUCUGACGCCGAACUGCCAUCUGUGACAGGCGUUGAUCGCCGAAUUGUCUGGGCUGACAGCAUCACCGUUUAUAACUCAAGUUCCUUCCACACACACCCGACAUUGAACAGAAUGCGCACAACCUCCUCCACAUAAUGGCCGAAUCUACCUCCAUAAACACCAAGCAGCAGAAUGGAAAUGGCGAAUAUCACCAGCCUCGGCCUCGAAAGCCUAACCACAUCCAACUACUGAAGCCGCACCUCAGCGAAGAGCUCCUAAACCCUACCAUCAAGGAGAUAUCCUCGGAUGUAUCGAGCGGUCGCAGCACCCCUAUACCGGCCGAUGCGCCGCCAUCAGUUCAAGCUUCAUCCUCCGCACGCCGCCAAAUCCGCGCGCAACAGAAACAGCGCAUAUUCCCCACUAUCGAAUAUGUAGACCGAGUUUCACAUUUCGACCCUUCAAGCGAUUAUCAAGACUUCAGUGGAUUCUUCGUUCUGUUCUGGAUUGGACUAGCGAUCAUGGUCAUCACCAGCAUGCUACGAAAUUACAAGGAAACAGGAUACCCGUUGUUCAUCAGGCAAUGGGCUUUAUUCACCGACAAGGUGUGGGAGUUGGGAAUCGCUGACGGCGCUAUGGUCGGUAGCACUGCGAUCUCGCUUCCACUCCACAAACUGUUCAUGAACAGCAAGGAUGCACUUCGCUGGUCCAAGGGCGGCAUGGCAAUCCAGAGCAUCUAUCAAGCUCUGUGGCUUCUUUUCUGGACCUCCUACCCGUUUGUUCGCGAUUGGAGCUGGACCGCACAGGUUUUCUUUACGCUACAUCUUCUAGCAAUCUUCAUGAAGAUGCACUCAUAUGCUUUCUACAACGGUCAUCUUAGUGAAACACGACGCCGUCUUAACGAUUUAGAUACGCCGGAUAAAGCUUCCAAAGCAGCUGCAUACCGAUACCCAAGUUCAAGCACUCAUCUCCAUGAAAUUCCACAGUCGCCAUCAACUGAGGAACAUGACGAUGCGAACCAAGAGGAGAUUCGACAACUUCGAGAGGAUUUGGCUUUUGAACUGGCUUCCCCACUAGGUCGCGUUUCUUAUCCCCAAAAUCUUACUUGGGCAAACUACGUUGACUUCAUCUUCUGCCCAACACUCUGUUAUGAGAUCGAGUACCCAAGAACGGCACGAAUCCGCCCUAUGGAGGUCUUCUACAAGAUGCUUGCCGUCUUCGGAUGCAUCUUCCUGAUGAUUGUCACGGCAGAAGAAUUCAUUCUGCCUGUACUAGAUGAAUCGGCUGUCAGGCUCCAGGAAUCCAAGAAUGCCUCAGACUUCGGAUUGAUCCUGGGCGAGACCAUUGGCCGUUUACUUUUCCCAUUCAUGGUCACCUUCUUGCUCGUGUUCCUGGUCAUCUUCGAAUAUGUUCUUGGUGCAUUCGCUGAGAUCACCCGCUUCGCGGAUCGGCAAUUCUAUGCAGACUGGUGGAACAGUUGCGAUUGGCUUGAGUUCUCUCGAGAAUGGAACAAGCCCGUACAUCAUUUCUUCCGGAGACAUGUCUAUUCCGCUUCCCGAGGGCAUAUGUCACGACCGCUUGCAACGACCAUCACAUUUUUCAUCAGUGCUCUAGCUCAUGAACUUGUUAUGGGUUGCAUUACCAGGAAGUUCCGUGGUUAUGGAUUCUUUGCCAUGAUGCUUCAAAUGCCUAUCGUGAUGGUGCAGCGGUCGCGAUUCGUCAAAGGCCGCACCCUCUUGAACAACGUUCUGUUCUGGUGCUCCAUGAUUCUUGGUCUCUCUAUGAUGUGCGCGUUGUACGUGCUUGUAUAGUUGUAAAUGCGGAUUUCCUUGCAUAUAUACAUAUCAGAUUUGGUGGAACGGUCAGGGUGCUUAUGGUGCGCGCGUUGAUACCCCUCUCAUUUGCAUUCAAAUUAUUUGUAUUCGAAUCCUCAGUGCAGGUCGCAAUCACAUGCCACAUUGUUCUUGAAUAAAACAAUUGUCCAAUUGCCAAUUGGAACUCGAAUUGUCAAAUGCUUGUACGAAACCAUUCAAACAUCUUUCGUACGAAGCUCGUGCGAAAAGACCCUUGAGUUCUCUAUUCGACCAGGAGAUUCCCCGUAACAAAGCCGACUGAUUAGUCGCAAAAUCGGACGUGGUUUUUGCCCGAAGCACGAUCCACAAUGAAAUGGUCGUAC